Messenger RNA from Hordeum vulgare subsp. vulgare (domesticated barley), 978 nucleotides. RefSeq lists its product as uncharacterized. The record is from RefSeq and is a predicted model, not a curated record. NCBI's taxonomy places the organism in Eukaryota, Viridiplantae, Streptophyta, Magnoliopsida, Poales, Poaceae. Bases 314 to 796 code for a protein of 160 amino acids. The transcript has a single exon.
UUUGACGUAGCUACGCUCGCUGGCUGGCUGCCUGGCCGGUAAUGUCGGCGUUGCCAGCCAUGGUUGAUGCUGGCUCCCGAUCUCGGUCGGCAAUGCGACGUUGUCACGGCCACGGACCCAUGGGCCAUGGCGUACACGGCGACGUGCAAGGCACGCGACAUCCGAUCAGAUCAGAUCACUGCUACUAGCUACUAGUAGAGUGGUAGUACACGUUUGGUUGAGCCAUCAUUCAUCACCGGCCACAGCCACCACCCCUGGCUUAGCUUAACUAGCGACGUACACUCUCUGCUUCUCCUCCAGUUCUUCCUCCACCAUGAGCAGCUUCGCCUACCGGAAGCUCAAGAAGCUCCCGCCUCCACCCCCAAGCACGACCGACCAGGAGGAUGCGCACUACGCCGUGGCCGCCGCGCAGGACCACUACUACCGCCACGCGGCCGCCGCGAUCGUCGCCAGCAGGAGGACGUGGCGCAGCCGCCGGUCUUCCACGGGAGGCGGGCCGCGGCGGCGCGGCAGGCCGCUCAGGAUCUCGAGCCUGGCGCGUGCGCUGCGGCGAAGGGCGGCCGCGGUGGGCGGCAGGGUGCGGGCGUCGGUGGCCCGGGUGGUGACAAGGCUCAAGGAGGGCGGGCCCUGCGUGGCCGACCUCUUCGCCGGCAACUACAUGUUCCUGCAGGUCACGCCGUCGAUGGCCGCGCCCGCCACGGCCGGGGUCGGCAAGGGGGGCUUCCUGCCAUACUACCUUGCCGUCAAGGGCAAGGCGGCCGGCGCCGGCGCCGUGCAUGGCUUGAUCCGCGCCUAGCUCUGCUUGUACAGUAUACGAGUUGUUUGCUCUGUUGCUGUCUUGUGCAUGAUGUAAUUUGGCAGGUGGUUUGUUUGUGUAAUUCUGAGGUUUGGAUCAAACCUGCUGUCCAAAAUAUUGUGUAAUUUGUAGAGGGAAACGAGUUAUCUUCAACAAUCUAGAUACCAAGGAAACUUUGGAUA